Molecule: messenger RNA, 1413 nt
Organism: Neohortaea acidophila
Lineage: Eukaryota; Fungi; Ascomycota; Dothideomycetes; Mycosphaerellales; Teratosphaeriaceae
Product: aspartic peptidase domain-containing protein
Exons: 5
Coding region: 1-1413 (470 amino acids)
Biological process (GO): proteolysis
Molecular function (GO): aspartic-type endopeptidase activity
Source: RefSeq, a predicted model, not a curated record
AUGUCAGGCCUGCAGCAAGUCGUCCCAGCACCCGGCCAGCUCCACCGCAUCAAGCGCGUCAAGAACCAGCACUACGUCCGCGACGGCAAGAAAUCCUACGGCCAUGCCUUGCGAAAGUACAACAUCAAGCCCACCGUGCCGGGGCCCUUUGACAUGAUCGACAUCAUCCAGCACGCCGAGACCCAGCACGUCCUCAGGAGGCUGCAGGAUCGGCUCCGCGGCCGGCCCACGCAUGUCAGCCAUCGGCAGCUCGUCACCAAAGAUGAGAACGGCGAGGUUGGUGAGGUCUCGGCCGAGGAUGUGCAGGGGGAUGCCGAGUACCUUUGCCAGGUUGGCAUUGGUUCGCCGCAGCAGCAGAUGAGUUUGGACUUUGAUACUGGCUCUGCGGAUCUGUAUACGUGGUCCACCGAGCUGCCUUCCCAUGUUCAAUCGGAAGGCAAGAAGUCCAAACACAACAUCUUCAACCACGCCCUCAGCCACACGUGGAAGCCGCUGAGCGGAGAAACGUGGACCAUCACCUACGGCGAUGGCUCCUCCGCGGGCGGCAACGUCGGCACCGACGUGGUCGAACUUGGCGGCAUCCAGAUCAAGAACCAGGCCGUGGAGCUCGCGAGCCGAAUGUCCUCCAGCUUUCGCUCGAAUCAAGGCGAUGGUUUGCUCGGUCUUGCUUUUGAUACAAUCAACACCGUGCAGCCCAACCAAGUGCACACCCCAGUGCAAAACAUGAUCCAGCAAGCUGCCAUCCCAGCCGGCUCAGAGCUCUUCACCGCCCACCUAGGCAGCGUGAACGAUACCAGCGACCCGGACAACGGGAGUUCCUUUUACACAUUCGGAGUUAUUGACGCCCAAGUGCUCGCAUCCAACAAAGCCACCGUGAACGACAUUCACUACACGCCCGUCGACAACUCCAACGGCUUCUGGCAGGUGGCGUCCAGCACGUACACCAUCAACGGCACACAGCACAGUACAGCUGGCCACACGGCGGUCAUGGACACGGGCACUACGCUGGCGCUAGUCGACGACCAGACAUGCAAGAAUAUCUACGCUGCCAUCCCGGGCACGAAGCUGGAUAAUUCGGUGGGCGGCUACAUCUUCCCCACUUCCACUCCGACCGCCUCUCUCCCCCUCGUGGGUUUCGCCAUCGGCAACGCGACCUUCACCAUCAGCCGCGAGGACCUGGCUUUCGCGCCUGCAGGCAACGGGUACAGCUACGGCGGGAUCCAGUCGGCGGGGGAUCUGCCGUUUGCCAUCUACGGCGAUGUGGUGUUGAGGAACAUCUACGCCAUCUUUGAUGUGGGCAAGAUGCAAUUCGGCUGCAUCCAGCGCCUUGAUUCUUCGACUGCUCCGAAUGCUGGGAACGACAAGUGCGGGUCGCAUGGGAACUCAUGCCAGUCUUGCGACAGGAAGGACUAG